Molecule: messenger RNA, 3707 nt
Organism: Nerophis lumbriciformis (worm pipefish)
Lineage: Eukaryota; Metazoa; Chordata; Actinopteri; Syngnathiformes; Syngnathidae
Product: coxsackievirus and adenovirus receptor homolog
Biological process (GO): homotypic cell-cell adhesion
Cellular component (GO): basolateral plasma membrane; bicellular tight junction; intercalated disc
Molecular function (GO): cell adhesion molecule binding
Source: RefSeq, a predicted model, not a curated record
GUGUUAUUUACACUGAAUGUGCUUUGCUGCUGACCGAGUCAGAGAAUCCAACUGAGUCUUCUGUGCUGCAAGCUCCUGUACAACAGUCCAAUGAUGACGUCUGUGCUGGGGUAUUUGGUGUCAGUCCUGGCAUUUUGCACCACGAGCCUAGUUUGUGCUUUUGGGAUCAGCGCGGACAAGACUUCCUAUUACGCACUCAAAGGAUCGAGCGUCAUUCUUGACUGCAAGUCCACACGUCCCUCUGGCUUCUUAAACUGCACGAAAGCUGAUUGGGAAUUUCUAGUUCCCAAAGAAGGCGUCAAGCUCUUUUUAUGGAUGGAUGACGGCCAAGUGUAUGUUGAGCACAAACCUUUGAAGGACAGGGUUGAGUUCACUUCCCCCAACCCUUGUGAUGGAGAUGCUUCCAUAAGGAUCACCGACCUGCGUAUGUCAGACACGGGGAAGUACGCGUGCAACUUGAGAGAGGAUGCUCGAUAUUUGUUGAAAACCAUGACCCUGACAGUCACGGAGGAGCUGAGCACACCGGUAUGUGCCGUGCAAGGAGAGCCUGUGGCAGGUAAUGUUGUGACGCUCCAAUGCACAUCCUCACAAGGCACACCCCCGCUGAAGUACAGCUGGACAAAGACAAGUGGAAACCAGAUGUUACCUCCUAACUCUAACGGGGACACCUCAGGAGGGACCUUGUUGGUCAACAGGCUCUCAGAGGACGACUGUGGAAGUUAUCUCUGCACGGUGGAAAGUCUGAAUGAUACUAAACACUGUGAGAUCCUACUUCAAUGUCCAUCUUCACCUCCGACCACAAGCGAUGCAACCAAACACAAUGAGGUCCUACCAAUGAGUCUAUGGUCACCAUUAGAGACGAGCAAUGGAAAUCAAGUUAUCAUCGCAGAAGCAGCGACUAUCGUUGUUCUUUUGCUGGCCAUUGUCUUAGCUCUCACAGUCAUUUGGGUCUUGCGCAAAAGAAAUGGUGGUAAGCUUGCAAUAAAAAACGCUAUUUAGUGGCGUCCCCUCUUCAAAGUGGUAUUUCGGUGAGGGACAAGCUGUAUGAAACGGAGAUUACAUUAUAGUGUACUAAUUAGUACAAUACAACUUUAAAAAAACAUUGUGUGUGCUGUGUUGAUAGUAUCACAAAGAUCGGAACUGCUCAAUGCCUGAUGUUUUGUCUUUGUGUGGGGUAAAAAAGUAUAUUUUAAAGGGGAACAUUAUCACAAUUUCAGAAGGGUUAAAACCAUUAAAAAUCAGUUCCCAGUGACUUAUUUUAUUUUUCGAAGUUUUUUUCAAAAUUUUACCCAUCACGCAAUAUCCCUAAAAAAAGCUUCAAAGUGCCUGAUUUUAACCAUCGUUAUAUACACCCGUACAUUUUCCUGUGACGUCACACAGUGAUGCCAAUACAAACAAACAUGCCUCACAAUACGAAGGUCCUGAGUAGUCCUGGGUUCAAUCCCGGCUCGGGAUCUUUCUGUGUGGAGUUUGCAUGUUCUCCCCGUGACUGCGUGGGUUCCCUUCGGGUACUCCGGCUUCCUCCCACUUCCAUACUCCGGCUUCCUCCCACUUCCAAAGACAUGCACCUGGGGAUAAGUUGAUUGGCAACACUAAAUUGGCCCUAGUGUGUGGAUGUGAGUGUGAAUGUUGUCUGUCUAUCUGUGUUGGCCCUGCGAUGAGGUGGCGACUUGUCCAGGGUGUACCCCGCCUUCCGCCCGAUUGUAGCUGAGAUAGGCUCCAGCGCCCCCCGCGACCCCAAAGGGAAUAAGCGGUAGAGAAUGGAUGGAUGUCGGAUAGAACAGCAAGGAAUAGCGACAUUAGCUCGGAUUCAGACUCGGAUUUCAGCGGCUUAACACUGUCUGAUAAGAUAAUUACUAACAACUAUGAACUAGGUUUACAGCAUAUGAAAUACAUUUGGCAACAACAUGCACUUUGAGAGUGCAAGACAGCCCAUUUCAGGCGCGCUAAGAACAUAUAUUUUUCCACGAUUUCAGCACUCAGGUUAACCAUACCUAAAUAGACACAAAAUACUGCAUUACACAAGACUACCCGAAUGUACUCGAAUGAUUGAAAAAAAUUAAUGUUUUUAAGCUAAAUUAUUGGUAAACACAGUUUAUGUAUAAUAAUUUACGUAAAACCGCGAGUAAUGAAUAAAGUUUUCAUCAAUUAAUAUAUUCUGUAGACAUACCCUCAUCCGCUCUCUUUUCCUGAAAGCUGAUCUGUCCAGUUUUGGAGUUGAUGUCAGCAGGCCAGGGAAGCUAGGGUCGAUAUUUUUCUCUUGAUCAUCUUCGGUGGCAUAAGGGACGGUGUGAGCCAAGACAUCCAGGGGGUUUAGCUCGCUCGUCUGCGGGAACAAACUGCCGCCAUUGCUUGCCGUGCUACCGAGGUCCUUUGUCCCUGAAUUGCUCACACACUCCGGCAGAUUCAAUGGGGGUCUGGCGGCAGAUUUCUUUGACUUUAUUGUUGGAAAUGCAUCUGCUUUGAGUGUUACAGGAUAUCCACACAUUCUUGCCAUCUCUGUCGUAGCAUAGCUUUCGUCGGUAAAGUGUGCGGAACAAACGACUGACCAUUUCGUCGGCUUUCCCCACACCCUCGUAUUUUGUCCAAUUUCUUGCCACUUUCGCAUCUUUGAGCCACUGGUGCAACUUGAAUCCGUCCCUGUUUGUGUUGUUACACCUUCCGACAACACACCGACGAAAGUGAGAAAAUGGCGGAUUGCUUUCCGAUGUGACGUCACGUUGUGACGUCAUCGCUCCGAGAGCGAAUAUUAGAAAGGCGUUUAAUUCGCCAAAAUUCACCCAUUUAGAGUUCGGAAAUCGGUUAAAAAAAAAAAAGGUCUUUUUUCUGCAACAUCAAGGUAUAUAUUGACGCUUACAUAAGUCUGGUGAUAAUGUUCCCCUUUAAGGAUUAAUAAAAUAUUUGUGUGUACCAGCUUUAAUGUAGACCAGGAGUCUCAAACGUAUGAGAUGAGUUUGCAAUGUAAAAAAAAAAAAAAAGAGCUGUAAUGUUUGAAUGAAAGAAACUGCUGUUCUUAAUGUGUCCACUAGAUGUCACAAGAACAUUUCUUGGUACCUUUGCAGCCCUGUCAUGAGAGCGAGUGUGACUUCAAAAGGGGCGGAGCUAUGUGCCGUGUGUCAACACUUCGUGUUUGGACACUAUGUACCGUAUUUUUCGGAGUAUAAGUCGCACCGGCCGAAAAUGCAUAAUAAAGGAGAAAAAACAUAAGUCGCAUUUUUUGGGGAAAUUUAUUUCCAACACCAAGAAUAGACAUUUGAAAGGCAAUUGAAAAUAAAGAAUAGUGAACAACAGGCUGAAUAAGUGUACGUUAUAUGAGGCAUAAAUAACCAACUGGUAUGUUAACGUAACAUAUUAUGGUAAGAGUCAUUCAAAUAACUAUAACAUAUAGAACAUGCUAUCAUGCUAUACGUUUACCAAACAAUCGUCACUCCUAAUCGCUAAAUCCCAUGAAAUCUUAUACGUCUAGUCUCUUACGUGAAUGAGAUCAAUAAUACUUGAUAUUUUACGCUAAUGUGUUAAUCAUUUCACACAAGUCGCUCCUGAGUAUAAGUCACACCCCCGGCCAAACUAUGACUUAUAGUCCGAAAAAUACGGUACUUAUGCUGCUUUUUAGGGAUAGUAUACAAAACGUGGAUUGUUACGUUCAUGCCUUGAUUGUCAAAGAUGAUGCUAGUAAUGUCACCUGUGAUGUUUAUACUCAAAUAAAU